UCAGAGGUUGUAGAAAUAAGUAUGGCUUGUAUAUUUAAGCGCAAGUUUAGUUCACAUUGAUAGGCGAACGAGUAGAAAUAUAUUCAAUUUCGUCCAUAAUCACCACAGCGGAAACGAAACAAGGAGAUCUGGACAAGUUGCGGGACUGAAUUUUUAGCUGGAUAUAAGUUGUCGCUUUCGUUUGCCAACUUUUGGGCAAUGAACCGAUAUGAUUACUACGCGCCAUCAAUUUUGAAGGUGACGUAAUUUUUCGAUGAGUUCUUCAGUGUGUUUCUGCCACGUGGGAAUAAUUUUUUAAGUGUUUUAACGCGAAUUGCAAUUAAUUUCCAAACCAUGUCGUGGGUCGGCUGGAAUGCUGCUAGCGCACCACCUUUGGGUACAGUAGCAACACCGACUGAAUCUGUGACGCCAGGCGUGCAGUACACUCCCGAACAGUGGGCCCAAAUGCAGCAGCAAAACUGGCAACAAUGGGCUCAAUGGCAGCAACAGUACCAGCAAUGGCAUCAACAGUACGGAGCCGAGUAUCAAAAAUCGAUGAAUGCGCUUUCUCAAAACGCCGCGGUCGCGCCUCUGGUGAACACCAACGCUCCGCCUCCACUUCCCACCGAAAGCAAACCGCCUCCGCCUCCACCACCUGACGAUAGCUCGCCGGCCGUCCCAUACGCUAGCGCUCCGCCCAAAACCGCGGGUUAUUCGACGGUCGCGACCCCCCAACCCGCUUCAUUCAACACGACGGCCGCCCAUUACAAGACGGGACCCCAGUACAACGUGCCGCCUCCCCAAUUUCAAGCCGCCUCCCAGUUUAGGAACCAGAGACAGCCGGGCGCUUGGCAAAAUUCCAAUAAGAGAACGUUCGGACAGCAGGGGACGCAGUACGAGGGCGGUAAAAGGCAAAUGCUGGACAAUCAGUACGCUAACAAAGAGAAAACCUGGGCUAACGUCCAGCAGCCGCAGCCGCAGCCGCAGCAGCUGCAACAGCAGCAGCAGCAAACGCCGAAGAUCUUGAACCUGGAGGAGUUGACGGAGGCGGAAAAGAAAUUCGACAAGGAGUUCGCCGCGUGGGAGGCCCAGUUCGACAAAUGGAAGGAGCAGAACGCGAAUCACCCUGACAAAACGCAGUACAUGGAGUACGAGAAGAAAUGGGAGUCCUGGCGGAACUCGCUACUCGACAGGCGCGAGCAGAUGAGGAAGAAGCGGCUCGCGCUGCUCGCCGCCCCCGCGGGCUCGUCCAAAAACGAUCAGCCGGCAGAAAUGUUCACCAAACCUCCCCCGACUCAGAAUAACGAACCUCUGAGUUUCAAGCCGGCUAAAGGGUUCCCGGGGGAGGAGCUGCUUCAAAACGAUGCCGGGUUCUUGAAAGGCUCCUCCCCUAACGCGGGCGGCAUCCCCGGUCUGGAUCUGGUGAGAGACGACGACGUCAAAGAGGAGGAGCAACGCACUCGCGAGAGCGUCGCCGAACCUCACGCCGCCAAAGGCCCGGACCUGGACGCCAUUUCGAAGGGGAUCAAUUCGAUAUUGGGCGACCCGAAACUGAUGAACAUGCUGUCAAUGGUGUCGCAGAAUCAAAACCUCAACGCGGCGAAGGUACCUGCGAUUCCGCGUCUCAUGGAUUUGGCGCCCCCCAUCUUCGAGCAGCCCGAUCCGGAGGACUUCUCGGAGAACCAGAGAGAACUCGUCACCAAUUUCGACGACCAGACCAGGAUGAGUUUCACCAACGGUCCGAGCGAAGAUUACAAUAACGGUUUCAACGGCAGAUACAGAGAGAGAGUGAACUUCAAUAAAAUCGGCAACGGUUUCAAUCGUAACAGAGGAGGCAGGAACAGGGCAGGCGGUUUCAAUCGCCACGACCGUUUCGAUAAUUUCGGCAACGACAGGUGCGAGGAUUACGAAGAGGACAGCCACAAUAACAAUUACGAAGAGUGGAACGACGAAGACGACUACGACAAGUUCCACGAGAGGUUCAACGACGGCGAUAGCGGAGAGAACGGGGUACCGUCCGCCUUUACGCGAGGCGAAGGGAUACCUCCGGACGGUGCGGUCGAAGCCGCCGUACCCGCGUCUGAGGAGGAGGAGUUGUUCGUGCCGGAGAUAGUGGUCGAUUAUGAACACAAGUCCAUCAGACCAGCGGAGCCGGAAAUCGCGCUCGAGCCGAUCUACAUGUUCGAUUACCGUCACAAGCCCGUCUCCCGGAUCCCCUACCCGCAAAGGCCGAGAUGGUUAUACGACGCCGUCAAAAAUAUCAGGCAAUUCGAUCCUUUGGGAGGCGGCAGGUUCGGUUUCGAGCAACGCAAACCCGAUUUCGACAAGUCGCGUGCGUUCGAGGCAGACAUUUUCGAAAGGCGACCGUCGCGUUUCGAGACAUCCGAGCGUUUUUCGCAUCCGAAGGACAAUAACUACACGAACGAUAGAGAAUACCGCGUUCGGUACAAAGAGAAGCGCGAUUUUCACAAGAGAGGUCACGAGAACACGCUCGAGUUCGAAGAGUUGUCGGACGACGAUUUCGACGAGCAGAGGCCGCAGAAGGAGAGCGGGGAGAGGGCGAGAGAGUCGCCGGAUCUUUCUCACGCCACGAACCCUGCCAACCCGGAACAGGGCUGCCAAAGCAGUCCGGUAACGCCCAUCGAGGAUUUGGUGAACGCGCCGGGACGAUAUAACCGCCCGGCUCGGAUCGUUAUCAUAUUGAGGGGCCCGCCCGGCAGCGGUAAAACGUACCUCGCGAAGCUGAUCAAGGAUAAGGAGGUCGAGAAUGGUGGCUCCGCCCCCCGUAUCCUGUCCCUGGACGAUUACUUCCUGACCGAGCACGAAAAACAAGUGAUGGAAGAUGGUAAACUGGUGAAAAUAAAAGAGAUGAGGUACGAAUACGAGGCGGCGAUGGAGGACUCGUACAGGCAAUCGCUGGUUAAAUCGUUUAAGAAAACGAUCACGGACGGUUACUUCAAUUUCGUCAUCGUCGACAACGUGAACGACAAAGUCAAGUAUUUUGGCGAGAUGUGGAGUUUCGCGAAGCAGAACGGUUUUCAGGUAUACAUUUGCCAAAUGGAUUUGGACCCGCAGCUUUGCACCCGUCGCAACGUGCAUAAUAGGAGCGAAGCGGACAUCGAGGAGUGCAUAGCGGCUUGGGAACCCACCCCCUCUCACCAUCCGAUGGUGGACGCCACCGGUUUCCUCCAGAGUUUCAACACCAUCACCGAAGUCGAAAUGGAAGAAGUCGAUACGGAAAAGGAGGAGCGUGACCCAGGCGGUGCGGCGGGGGAUCAUAGUAGAAGCAAGUGGGACGCGUUCGACUGUUCCGUUAACAAUCUGGCGAAACUCGAUGGCGUCAACAAACCGCUGCGACCGUCCCGCACAAUGGAAGAGUACCUCCAGCUGGACGAUGACGUCUGGGAACCCACCGAACCAACAAAACCAGGACAGAAGAGGGUUCGAUGGGCCGACCUGGAAGAACAGAAACAACAGAAGAAGAUGAGGGCGUUGGGUUUCGUCGUAGGGCACACGAACUGGGACCGAAUGAUGGAUCCUUCGAGCGGAGCGAACGCGUUGAGGCAGACGAAGUACAUUGAGAGAGUGAAUCGUUUUUGAAGUGUUGACUUUUUCAUUAGUUUAAGACUGUAUGCACUUUACAUUAGGGCGUAUAUAUUGCUGGAUUACUAUUCUAAUUGUUUAGUCGCCGUUAUCAUAGAUCAAUAUCGCUACGAUUUAUUUUAUAUGGAAAUAAUUUAUUCAAUACAUUCUUGUAAUAUAUAUUAAAUUUUGUUUCAUUCCUUAGGCGAUAAAAAUAAAAAAAAAAAUGAAAA
Cylas formicarius (sweet potato weevil) is the source of this 3794-nucleotide messenger RNA. RefSeq names its product YLP motif-containing protein 1-like. The coding region runs from base 334 to 3579 and encodes 1081 amino acids. Lineage: Eukaryota; Metazoa; Arthropoda; Insecta; Coleoptera; Brentidae. Gene Ontology annotation, biological process: regulation of telomere maintenance. The transcript is spliced from 10 exons. Gene Ontology annotation, cellular component: nucleus. The record is from RefSeq and is a predicted model, not a curated record.